Rhodofomes roseus is the source of this 1649-nucleotide messenger RNA. RefSeq lists its product as uncharacterized. The transcript is spliced from 12 exons. NCBI's taxonomy places the organism in Eukaryota, Fungi, Basidiomycota, Agaricomycetes, Polyporales, Fomitopsidaceae. Bases 1 to 1272 code for a protein of 423 amino acids. The record is from RefSeq and is a predicted model, not a curated record.
AUGUCGCCGGUCGACAAGCUCAAGGCGGGAGACGACCUCCUCCAUGAGUUUCUCUCGGACGUGCAGACGAUCCGGUACUCGGAAUUGGCGUCGAGCACUAUUAUCAUUUUCGAUCAUCUAUUGACGCUCAGCCAAGAGUACAAGCUGAUUUGGACAGCACCAUGGUCCAUUGGGAAAUUUCUCUUCUUGAUCAAUCGCUACUACACGCUCCUUACAGUCAUCUUCAACAAUUACGCCCUCUUUAGUAAUAAUCUCAAUGAUACAGUCAUGUCCCGGGUCGGAGCGUCGACGCUUGCUGAUAGUUUCGCAGCUGUACAUGUUUUGACACAAGCGUAUCACUUCAUUCUCCUCCUCCGUCUCUACGCCCUCUACUUCCUCAACAAGCGUAUGCUUGUCUUCAUGGUGGCUAACUCGAUCAUCGCCUGGGCAGCCAGUGCGGGUAUCAUUGGGAGCCUCCUCGCAAACAUUACCGCAACGGCGCAUCCCUUCCCUAUGUACCCCAAGCCCUUCUGUGCGGCGUCGGGCCUCUCCGCAUACGCAUAUGCGUUCUGGAUUCCCAUGCUUGUCUCCGAGUGUGUGCUCUGCGCGCUCGCAGUGAGCCGGUUCGUCCACAUGCAUCAUACGCGUACCGGCGCGACGCUCUUCCAGAAUGGGCGCAGGCUUGUGGAGGCGCUCAUCAGGGAUAGCGUGUGGUACUUCGUCGUGAUAUUUGCCACGUACCUUGCAAACACCAUCGUCUUCGUUGUUGGCACCGCGACGGAGAUUGAGAUCCCAAUCGGCUUCUCGGUUGCCUUCGCAUGUGUGCUGGCGAACCGACUCUGCCUCAGCGCUCGCGGUAUGGUGCGCCGCGAACGCUCGGGCUCCUUAAAUGCCUCAAGGUCAGAGAUCGACGUGACGUCCGAGUCCGUCCACUCACCUCAUGCCGCCAACGUACGACGUCCAUACGACUCCGUCGAGGAUUGGGCGGAGGAUGAGUAUGAAAACGAACCAGAGGAGUAUGGGUCUAGCGCGUACGACGGGCGGUCGUCGCGGCGACACAUCGUCUCAACCCCGGCUCGCUCGCCAGUGACCGUCGAAGUGGAGGGAGGCGGAGGGUUGGAUGCCAUCCAGAUGCGGGAGUUGCGGCGGAUGCGGAGUGCGCGAGGGCGGGGGCUUGGCUUAGGGCUAGGCGCGCAGUGGGCCGGCGGCCUCAAAAUUGGGCGGGGGAAGCGAGAGGGUAUCGGCGAGGAGAGUCAGGAUGAACGAGAAGGUGUUGGGGUGGUUACUGUAUGAUAGGUUACGGCUGUGAGGGACAUUGUUGUACUGCUGUAUUGAUAAUCGGUAUGUGCAUAAUGGAUGUGUCCGUAGCCUUCUGCAUUGACAAUGGUGUCGCUAUUGGACGACUUACUAAGACCCUCCAUACUUGCCAGAAUCGGAGCAUUGGUCAUGGACAGUGGUGGUUUGGAGGAAGGGAGGAAGGGGUCGGGACGCACAGAGCAGCUUACUUAUAUGUUCCCUACCCACUCCACAGACAGGCGUGGAAGCGUGCUUGCGUGAAGAGUGAAGGACGUCGUUGAGAGAGACUGUCGUCACUGAGGGAUCAGCGUGCCAUAUGCGGAAGGUGCGCUACCUAAUCGGGUAGUGUCCCGUACAUGACACCUAAAAUAGUG